AUGGAUUACAAUCGAAACGACACCAUCACGCAAGAGCUAAAGGCCAAGUUUAAUCUAAAUGUUUAAAUUAAAGACCCAUAGUCGCGUCUCUUUCUCAAAGGAUAUUUUAAAUCAGAUUCUGAAAUACAUUCUUCCCGAUUUGACAAAGAUGACAUUAUGUUGGCUCUGGGAUGCUCUAAUGGAUCAGUAUGUGUUUACGAUCUCACCAGAAGUGAAAAGACAGCAUUUUAUACAUAUCUCAGUUCUAAAUCAAAUAUGAAAUUGCCCUGCACUGCCCUUAGAUGGUUUUCAAGUGAAAAAUCCACCAAAAUGAGACAAGUCCUAAUUUCAGCUAACACCGAUGGUACCAUAAUGUAUAAAAAUGUGAAAACUGAUUCUACUAUCUAUGAAUUUAAAGAAGAGGAUGAUAAUGAAGUUUAUUGCAUCGAUGCUUUAAAAAACUAAUUAGCAACUUGCGGCAAGGAUUGUAAAGUUAGAGUGUAUGAUAUUGAGGCCUAAACCUUGUAAGCCACUUUAGAAGCCAUACAAUGGGUUUAACCUGGUCACAAUAAUAAAUUAUUCAGUGUUAAAAUUGUGCCUUACGAGAAAAACUUAGUUAUCAGUGGGGGAUGGGAUUAGAAUUUAGUUAUAUGGGAUUUAAGACAAAAAUGUCAGGCUGGAUGUAUUGUGGGUCCAAAAAUUGCAGGUGACACCAUCGACAUUAGAGAAGGUACAAUAUUGACAGGGGCAAACAGAAUGAGUGAACAAUUAUAGAUAUGGGAUUUGGGUACUUAGAAACUGAUAGAGAAUAUCAAGUGGGAUGAGAAGGUAGAUUCAGCUGGAGCAUUUAUAUAUGGGUCUUAAUUUGGAAAAGGAAAGGGAUAUUGCGUUGGAGGAGUUGCUCAUGGAACAAACGAACUCAAGAUGUUUGAUAGAAUAAAGGGAUCUUAUAAGGAAGCAAUGCAAUUGGGCGGAUUUAAUAAAGGCUUAUACACUAUGGACUUUGCAAAUACAUCUAACAAAUGUGUCAUUGGAGGAGGGGAUGGAAUAUGCUUAAUGUUGGCGAUUGUUCCUAAUAAAGACCAAUGAUGAGUGAUUUGAUUAUUUUAUUAAUCUAUAACAACAGAAAUUGUCUAAAAUAA
Molecule: messenger RNA, 1121 nt
Organism: Paramecium tetraurelia
Lineage: Eukaryota; Ciliophora; Oligohymenophorea; Peniculida; Parameciidae
Exons: 8
Molecular function (GO): protein binding
Source: RefSeq, a predicted model, not a curated record